AGUAGCCCGCACAGAUUAUGACAGCACAGUCAGCAUCAGGAAAAGACAGUUGACGUUGUUACACCUUGCUAGAUGAUUGGCGAGGUAAGAUGGCGGCGCCAGAGGAGCCAGAAUUAUCUCAGGCGCAGACUGAAAAACUCCUUCAGUUUCAGGACCUAACAGGCUUGGAGUCAAUGGACCAAUGUCGUCGCACAUUAGAACAACAUAAUUGGAACAUAGAGGCUGCAGUACAAGACAGGCUCAACGAGCAGGAAGGAGUGCCCAGUGUGUUUAACCCUCCACCAUCCAGGCCAUUGCAGGUCAAUACAGCAGACCAUAGAGUAUAUAGUUACAUCGUUUCAAGGCCACAACCCAGGGGAUUACUAGGAUGGAGUUACUACUUGAUAAUGCUACCUUUCAGAUUUACAUAUUACACACUUCUGGAUAUAUUCAGGUUUGCCCUGCGGUUCAUCAGGCCAGAUCCUCGAGGUCGUGUGACAGACCCUGUUGGAGAUGUUGUGUCCUUCAUUCAUAGUUUUGAGGAGAAGUAUGGUCGGUCACACCCUGUAUUUUACCAGGGAACAUACAGCCAGGCACUGAACGAUGCCAAACGGGAACUCCGCUACUUAUUAGUGUACCUUCAUGGCGAGGAUCAUCAAGACACUGAUGAGUUUUGCCGCUCCACCUUAUGUACAGAAGAGGUCAUAACCUUCCUCAACACACGAAUGCUUUUUUGGGCAUGCUCAACCAGCAGGCCUGAGGGUUACAGAGUGUCCCAAGCACUGAGGGAGAACACCUACCCAUUCCUGGCCAUGAUAAUGCUGAAGGACCGCAGGAUGACAGUGGUGGGCAGACUCGAGGGUCUCAUUCAGCCAGAGGACUUCAUCAAUCAGCUCACCUUUAUCAUGGAUGCCAACCAAACACACCUGAUGUCAGAGCGCCUUGAACGGGAGGAGAGGAACCAAACCCAAGUGCUAAGACAGCAGCAGGAUGAGGCCUAUCUGGCCUCCCUUCGUGCUGAUCAGGAGAAGGAGCGGAAGAAAAGGGAGGAGGAGGAGCAGCUAAGGCAGGAGGAGGAGAAGGUCCGACAGACUGCUCUUGCUGAGGAGCGAAGACGACGAACGCUGGAAGAGGAGAAGGAGAGGAAGUCAGAAUGUCUUCCCCCAGAGCCACCUGCAGAUGACCCAGAAAGUGUCAAAAUAGUGUUUAAGCUGCCCAAUGACACACGAGUAGAGAGACGAUUCUUGUUUGGGCAGUCUCUGACGGUAAUAUACGAUUUCAUUUUCUCUUUGAAAGAAUCCCCGGAGAAGUUUCAGAUAGUUACAAACUUCCCUCGCCGAGUCUUGCCCUGCCUCCCGACUGAGGAGCAGCCCAACCCUCCCACGCUGAAAGAGACGGGACUCAGCCGCUCUGAGGUUCUUUUUGUUCAGGACCUCACGGACGAUUAAUAGUUGACAUACCUCCUCUACAUGGAAACACAUUUUCCUCCAAUGCCCACCCUCCUCUUUUUCUUUUCUUCUUUUUGCUAAAUGGCCAUUAUGCACAAGGGAUCAUUGAGAUAAAAUCCUAACCUGGAAAAACAAACCACCCUGCAUCCAGUCUUUGUUUGGUUGUGUUUACGGGGUUCCCAAUAGCCUGGAAAGUCUUGAAUUUUAUCAAAUAAAUAUUUCUUGAAGUCC
Molecule: messenger RNA, 1658 nt
Organism: Scatophagus argus
Lineage: Eukaryota; Metazoa; Chordata; Actinopteri; Scatophagidae
Gene: faf2
Product: Fas associated factor family member 2
Exons: 11
Coding region: 90-1427 (445 amino acids)
Cellular component (GO): endoplasmic reticulum
Molecular function (GO): ubiquitin binding
Source: RefSeq, a predicted model, not a curated record